Messenger RNA from Pieris macdunnoughi, 387 nucleotides. NCBI's taxonomy places the organism in Eukaryota, Metazoa, Arthropoda, Insecta, Lepidoptera, Pieridae. The record is from the annotation of a GenBank genome assembly.
AUGCAGUGGUCUACGUCGGAAUGUUUUGAACUCUUCGAAGCAUCAGUAUGGACUCCAUCAUCAAUACUAAGAUUCUCAGCCAUUACAAUUGGCAUGGUGUGCUCAACUGUAGCCAUGAUUUUUCUAUUAGCGACGACUUGUUUCUUCGUCGAAUGGAGGCGAAGACCCAAAAAUCAGAUCCUCACACAGUUUAUGAUUGCAAGAUUUUUUUACACAUUCUCGAGUGUCGAUGAAUAUGAUUUCUCGAAUUUCUUCUUUUUGGCAACUGUAGUCGCAGUUUAUCAUUGUCCUUUUUCAAUAUUUUUCUGGUUAUUCGGAAAUAAGAAAACUGUAGAUCUUUGGUUCGGUGGUUUCAAGCGAAAGGGCUCUCUAUCACAGAGUGUUUAA